Molecule: messenger RNA, 3785 nt
Organism: Toxoplasma gondii ME49
Lineage: Eukaryota; Apicomplexa; Conoidasida; Eucoccidiorida; Sarcocystidae
Gene: SRS57
Product: SAG-related sequence SRS57
Exons: 1
Coding region: 588-1745 (385 amino acids)
Cellular component (GO): membrane
Source: RefSeq, a predicted model, not a curated record
ACACGGUAUCCUUUUGAAGGGGUCUUCCUAUUCGGAGACGCUAGACUAAGAUGUGCUCGCCUGGCCCAGAUCCACUACCCUCCGUUGUGCAUUUUUAGUCAGGAGUUACUCACACUAAGCCGUUUGUCGCAUGCCAGCGCGGGUAUAGGGCCUCUUUCGAUUUCCGAGUAUUUGGUGCUCUCCACCUGGGAGAUGGUUUCAUUUCAGCGACGAACCAAGCUGGCGCGGAAUUCAGGCUGUUUAACGUUUUCCUUGCAGCCAUUCUUCAUUUAAACCAUACAGUGUUUAGUUCGUGUCGAGUCUGUGCGGCAAGAUCCGGGAGAAAAGCCACAAAAACCUUACAAGGGUGACAAGCGGCACUUGCUGAGCGUCUUUCGAUACGCGUCGCACUCCCGGACCCAGGCCCCCCCCCCUCGUGCUUGGGUGGACCAGGAGUUCCUGGCGACACAGCGCACCACUUAGGAUUUAUCUGAGAAAAGCUUACUUUUUCAGUAACGCUUCGUGUGAAGAUUCAGGUUUCCACGGAACUUGGCCAUUUGACUUGUUUCUGUUCGAGACUUCACGAGGGAGCUUGCUUUUUUGACGAGAUGCAGCUGUGGCGGCGCAGAGCAGCAGGUCCCGCGAGCCUGGGGAGGCAGUCUUUGCCGCUCGGGUGUUUUUUCGCGGCUUUUGGUUUGUGUGUGUUGUCUGCGAUCUUGGGAACCGGAGAGCGCGGACUGUUCGUCGCCGCAGGGAACUCGAGAAGAAAGAUAACCUAUUUUGGCACGCUCACUCAGAAGGCUCCGAACUGGUACCGCUGCUCCUCAACGAGGGCGAAAGAAGAGGUCGUAGGACAUGUGACGCUGAACAAAGAGCACCCUGAUAUGACAAUUGAAUGCGUCGACGACGGCUUGGGCGGAGAGUUUUUGCCGCUCGAAGGCGCGAGGUCGUCGUACCCACGAGUAUGUCACAUUGAUGCCAAGGACCAGGACGACUGCGAGCGCAACAGGGGCUUUCUGACCGACUACAUACCGGGCGCGAAGCAGUACUGGUACAAGAUAGAAAAGGUGGAGCAGAACGGCGAGCAAUCCGUUCUGUACAAAUUCACUGUUCCUUGGAUCCUCCUUCCGCCCGCCAAGCAGCGAUACAAGGUUGGAUGCCGAUACCCGAACCACGAGUACUGCUUUGUUGAGGUCACCGUCGAACCCACGCCGCCAAUGGUCGAAGGCAAGAGAGUGACCUGCGGGUACUCCGAGUCCGGCCCCGUGAAUCUCGAGGUGGACUUGUCAAAGAACGCGAACUUUAUCGAGAUUCGGUGCGGCGAACAGCACCACCCGCAGCCGUCGACCUACACGCUGCAGUACUGCUCAGGUGACUCGGUGGACCCGCAGAAGUGUUCCCCGCAGUCCCUGACGAACAUUUUUUAUGACUACAGCUCUUCGUGGUGGAAGGGGAAACUGAACGGGCCUGACGGGGCAACUCUCACCAUUCCACCCGGCGGGUUCCCCGAAGAAGACAAAUCUUUUCUUGUCGGGUGUUCACUCACUGUGGACGGGCCGCCCUUCUGCAACGUCAAAGUGAGAGUUGCUGGGAACCCCAGAAAGUGGGAGAGGGGCGGAGGCGGCCAUCCAGGAAGCGGAGGAUUGCAGCCAGGAACUGACGGGGAAACUCAAGCUGGAACAGGAAGUUCAGCCGGCGCGAGUUCGCGAAUGGCUUCCGUUGCCCUGGCGUUCCUUCUCGGUCUCCUUGUGCAUGUGGCUGCCUAAAUGUCUUGUCUAACAACGCGCGUCGCUCGUAGCGCUGCUAGAGGUGUAUCUUCGGAUUCCGCGCUGCGGAACGCCACAGCGCCUGUCAUUCGAAACGCGAGAUCGUGCCGAACUGUGUUUUCCGGAGAAAAGUUUCGUUCGUCGCAGCCACGCGGUGGCGUCCCUUUUAGAGCGGAGCGAGUGGCUCCGAGGAGCUUAGGAAUGUUUGCGCGAGUUUCAUUUGUGUGAGGAACUGUGUGAACUGUGACGGUAGUUGGUUCCGCGGCAAGUCGAUGCGGUGUGGAACCGCGUCGCAGCAAAGAAGUGGCCGCGACAGCUUGAGGGAUCCACCUGUGGACGGCUUGAGUGUGUGAAGUGUUUUCGAAGUUAUUGUCAAACGCUGGAUGUUCGACGACGGGCGACCGAAGUGAAGUCCGGGUGCGCCGUCGCACUUGCGGCAGGAAGCCUGAACGCGUGGAAUGCUCGUUCGUUAGAGUGGCAAAGAACAGAAGAAAUCUUGGCACACCGGAGUGGUGCUCACGCUGUGUGUCAGCAUUCUUCAGGAAUCAACGCCUGGUCAAAGGCAACUAUGGCACACACUGUCUCCGUCAUUCACUCUUCACGAAUCCAGUGCAGUUUCCGCUGCCCAUUCAGUCUGGGUGGGACCUGGGCGCGUGGCGGAACAAAACAGCCUCCGAUACACACAUAUCGACACAUACAUUUAUGAAUCACAAUUCCAGUUCAGCGCUUUGCUGCCUCGCUGUAUGGGACACACGGGACACUCGGAAACUGUAUCCACGCUGCUGCCUGCGAGUUGCGCCAUGACACGAGCGAACAGUGCAACCUUCUCGUGACUCCAGUCACAUUUCGGGGGGUGCAGCACACCAAACAGGAGCAUUAUUUCAUGUUGGGAAGUCUCACGUGGAAAAUCUUGGGGAACUUGGUUGUCUGUCCUUGUGCCUUGAUGCAUAGUGUUUGUCCAGGUAUCAUAAUGUCUUUGUUGACUCGCUCUAAGUUAUUCCUUCACUCGCGGCGCCUGUCUAAAUGCGAAUCUCGCCGUUCCAGUGGCCACGAAGAUUCAUAUUCCUCAAAAAAGCUGGUGUUGCCCUGAACAUCCCAGGGUGUCCAAAUACCUUCGGGACGCGGCAAGCGUCCGUAGCGAGCAUUCCAUCAGAACAGUGUCGGUGUCAGAAUCGGUCGGCUGCACCGUCUGCGCACUUUUUUUGUGGCUGGAAACCAGAUAUUUUCACACUGCUCUGUCCAUCUGUGCCGUAUGAGGGGCAUACUAUUCUUUCAAGGCUGCGGAACCCCAUUUCCCCGUCUGUUUCCUGUGCCCGCCCAUCCCCGCGGUGACUGUCGAACGGCUCUACCCGCCACACAUCGGUCAAUAUUUCUUUGCGCGUGGCCACACCGUUUCUUUCGCUGUUUGCCUUGGUUUUUCUUCGCCAAGCAAAACGUGAUCGUUGGCUUUCGUAUCACAGGAAAACAUGAUCUUCAGGCAGUGGACGUUUCGUUCGUAGAACCAGGCUCGCGAGCAUCUGCGCCCUCGAAGACGCGCGAGUCGUGCGAGGCUGGCAAGUCAGUCGAGCCCCCUAAACUGCCUACCCCGAGUGCUUCGCCUGAGAAAGCCGUCAGUUCAUUGCCAUUCUUUGCGCGCCGCAAGAUGCAGGCUUUUCCGUUUUCCGCUUGAAUCCAUUUCCUCGGUUCUUCACUCACGGCAAACCGAAGUUCCGAGCGCGGCGAGGAGACAUCCCAAAGAAGGACCCAGCACUUGUUGACGUGGACGACGACGUCAAAGUUCCGCUAGCCGCUGGGGGCGCGCUCGCCACGGGGGGGAGAGGAGCUGGCCAAACCCAAGACAGACUCAAGAGAGGCGAGGCGGGGAAGCCAGGGAACCCAGCGGCUUUCUCUCCCCGUUACUACAGCAUCCAUUUUUCUCACACCUUCGGCUGUUCCCGGGAGACAGCUAAAAAACGCAUUCCCCCAUACAACACUCUUCCCCUCUCAACUUUCCAACUUUGGACUUACGCACCGUUUGUUUCCGCCGCCCCUCAGUGCGCC